Molecule: messenger RNA, 1086 nt
Organism: Lycium barbarum (goji berry)
Lineage: Eukaryota; Viridiplantae; Streptophyta; Magnoliopsida; Solanales; Solanaceae
Exons: 2
Coding region: 113-700 (195 amino acids)
Source: RefSeq, a predicted model, not a curated record
UUCGCAACGUCUCUCUUAACAACUCGCCCUGCAUUGCAGGGAGGGCAGAUUAGGUGCAACCAUCGUUCGACAGAGCGUAGCCAUUUUUUCGUGGAACAUUCUCCUCCAAAGAAUGACGGAAGAGGUAGUCAGCUCCACAAUCACCACCACAACCACCACCACCACCACCAACAAUAAUAAUAAAUCUUCAGUUGAUGACAACAUUGUCAAUCAACGACAAUUAAUUGUCAAGGAGAAGAAAAAGCAGGGUGCUUUUAGCUUUAUCAAAGCUGCGUCACUCAAGCUUCGUCGUCGUUCCCUCGAUCUAAAGCAACAGAAAUUUUCUCAGGAAGCGGUGCCCACUGCGGAUUCAAAGGGGGAAAACUGGAAGAAGUUGGUGGGCUCAAUGAGGCCUUUACAUCUCCAAGACAACCAAUCACCACCGAGUCCUCACCCGCCACCCCCGGUGAAAUCUCUAUCGCUGCCUGUAGAAUGCUGUGAAAUUUUUUCCUCUCCCUCGCCCUCAACGUCCUCUGCUGGCACCAUUAGUCAAUAUGCUUCGGCAAAUAAUUUACAAGAACUCUACGGUGAGAAGAGUGACGAUGAGGAAGAGGAAGAUCCUGACCAUGUAUUUGAUACAAUUGGAGCAGACGAGAUGAUUGAUGCCAAGGCAGAGAAUUUCAUUGCUCAAUUUUACGAACAAAUGAGGCGUCAACAGUGAUCGCACACUUAAUCAAACACAUAAAAGCAUGAACGUAACGAUCAAAUUCAUUUCAUUCAUUUUGUAGUACUCCUAGUAUAAUUGAUUACUUUUAGCUAAGGCAUAUUUCAUAAUUAAGUACUAGUGUAGAAAUGUCACUGCCUUUUAAUUUGCUCUAAUGUCUCUUAGAUCUUUACUGAUUAGUUCCAAGGGAACAGGUUUUUUGCUACGUUACUUGCUCUCUCUUUGGAACAAAGAAACUAGUGAAAGAAAAAAAAGAAAGAAAAUCCGAAACAUUUGAAUCCUUUCAUUAUGUUUGUUCUAAAUGUGCUAUGGAUAAGACAAUGUAUUACAUUGUAAUUAAAGAAUAUGUAUCUGAAUCUAAGAGAUUUUUUUUGUUAUUAAGA